This is a messenger RNA of Darwinula stevensoni, 2556 nucleotides long. The record is from the annotation of a GenBank genome assembly. Lineage: Eukaryota; Metazoa; Arthropoda; Ostracoda; Podocopida; Darwinulidae.
CCAUAUGGCCUGUCUUGACCUUGGAGGCAGAGAAUGAGGGAAGCCAGAGAAAUACUGAGUGCCAAGAUGUAGAGUUAAUUGCAUACAUGGCCACAGGAUGAGAGUUUUAGGCCUGUUGGGUGAAUUUAAUAUGGAAUUUUAGAGUUAAGAUUUUUCAAACUAGAAUGUGAGCAUCCUAUGUAAGGUGUAUUUUUUUAAAAUAAGUGUAAUUAAUAUGGGGUUUAGGAAACAUAGGCUCGAAUGCUGAAACCCCUCUUUAGUUAAUGGUCCUUUAAGAAUACAUGGACCCCUAUGGGAGAAAAGGAGCUCUUUAACUUAAAGAUCCCUUCAUUUUCCCUAAGUGAGGUUUGUACAUUUGAGCCUUAGCAUUUGGUACACAAACCUGGGAAUGCUUUCCUUUUGCAUUGUGAAGGAAAAUGUAAGGCCAUGAGACCAUAAGGUCUUGUGAGCUUUUGUAGAUGUGGUCAGUCAAGACAUCAGUAUAAAUCAGGGAUGAAUCAGCCAGAACCUCAGAAGUCCCAAAAAUGGAAGCAGACUCAACUGAGUCAGUAUUUACAACCGAGUACCUCAAAUUCAGCAGAGGGAGUGUUGAAUGGGGGAAAUCCUGUGUCCUUACCAGAGGAGGUUGAUGGUCCAGUGAAGAAAGAUUCAAAUACAGAAAAGACAUGGUCAGGAAUUCCCUUGGUUGAACUUCCUGCUGCCCCUCCUUUAUCCCUUCAUGCCCCUGCUUUGAUUCCCAGCCGGAAUCAUACUAUUCAUUUUCAGGUUCCAUGGAAGACAGGAGAAGGCAUACCACUACCUCAUCCAAAGAAAUAUGAAGAUCUCUGGGAUGCAGUCCACGUUCGACUUCCUUGCUCACCAAAGAAUCUCUAUCCUGUACAAAAGAGUGGGGGGGAGCGUGAAGUGGUGGGACGGUGGGAGUUGAUAAGAAGAGCUUUGAAACCAAGUGGAAGAGAAAUUCAGGAUUCCCAUGACCUGGAGACUGCUAUAAUGGAAUACAACUCCAUCUAUGCCAACAAGUGGGAUUUCUCCACGCUUCAUCAUUUCUUCAAUGAUAUACUGGAAGAGGAUGAAUCAUUAGCAUUCUUCAAGGAGAUCCUGCCAAAGUUGAUAGACCUGGCACUGGACCUGGAGAACAUUGUGACUAGAGCCCCAUUGUUAUUAAAGCAGGGUGAGAAUCAUGCAUUGUCACUAUCACAGGUGCAGGUGGCAUGUCUCCUUGCCAAUGCAUUCCUCUGCACAUACCCAAGGCGGAAUGCUCUUCGCCGAGACUCUGAAUACAGCUCUUAUCCAGAUAUCAACUUCAAUCGGUAUGUCUCAAAACAACUUGGAAAUGCCUCAUCAUGUAGUCUGUAUGUUCUUGAUACAAUGGUCUUAGAUUUAUUUGGUGGAAGAGGUUCAGAGAGGCAGAGGAAAGUAGAAAAAUUGAAAUGUAUUAUGUCCUACUUCCAGCGUGUCACUUCUUCCAGUGGGGUAAUUUCGUUAAUGUUUACUUUAGUGCCAGAAGGAGUGGUGACGUACAUGAGACGUAGAGUGCCUUCAAAAUGUUUCCCUAUUUGGUUGGAAAGCAAGACUUAUCUCAGAUCACGCAUCCACAUUGACUCAGAGGGCCUGAUUGAAGUCCAGGGUCAUGGUCUCAUCCAGAUCGACUUUGCCAACAAGUAUGGCCUUACUAUAAUAAUACAGGGUGUCCUAUAUGUUGGUGGAGGAGUGUUAGGAGGAGGAUUGGUGCAGGAGGAGAUCCGCUUCCUCCUCUCUCCAGAGCUCAUUCUCUCUCGUCUCUUUACAGAGCAACUGGAUGACAAUGAGGUCCUUGUCUGCACAGGGGUGGAACAAUGGAACUAUGCAAGUGGUUAUGCAAGCGAAUUUCAAUGGGUGGGACGCUGCUUAGACGAGACCCAACAUGAUGACUGUGGCAGACGCAUGACACAGGUCAUUGCCAUGGAUGCCCUUCACUUCACCCACCUUCACACUCAGUUCAAGCCCUCACUCAUCUGUCGAGAGUUGAACAAGGCAUAUGCUGGCUUCUUCAAUGGAAACCACAAGAAGGAGGCUGUUGCUGUGGCAACAGGAAACUGGGGUUGUGGUGCCUUUGGAGGUGAUCCCAAGUUGAAGUUCUUGAUUCAGCUGAUGGCUGCAACUGAGGCAUCUCGUGAUCUUGCCUAUUUCACCUUCCAUGACUCCCAACUUAGGGAUGACCUCUUUCUCAUGCAUUCAUUUCUUGUGAAGCAUGACGUCACUGUUGGUGAUCUCUGCCGAGAGUUGUUCGAAUUCUAUAAGCAAGAUCUUCCACCUGAUCAACUUUAUCCCUCUCUAUACUCUCAUCAAUGGCAUAGAUGCCAUGAAGUUGAGGGAGGAAUGGAGGAGAACCAAUCAUCAUGUGAGAAACUGUGAUCAUCAUUUUUCUUCUUUUCAUCAGAAGAAGAUGGGGAUUAUAUAGGCUAGUGUUGCCUCUAUAUGUUUAUUCUAAUUCAGAACCAUUCACCUAUGAAUGCUGUCUAUUUAGUCCUCUCUUCCAUCUUUGCCUUAUUUUAUGCAUUCUGUCUUCAUGACAUG